This is a messenger RNA of Hordeum vulgare subsp. vulgare (domesticated barley), 3328 nucleotides long. RefSeq names its product ubiquitin-like modifier-activating enzyme atg7. The transcript has 20 exons. Gene Ontology annotation, molecular function: Atg8 activating enzyme activity; Atg12 activating enzyme activity. Gene Ontology annotation, cellular component: cytoplasm; phagophore assembly site. Gene Ontology annotation, biological process: cellular response to nitrogen starvation; autophagy of mitochondrion; piecemeal microautophagy of the nucleus. Bases 83 to 3163 code for a protein of 1026 amino acids. NCBI's taxonomy places the organism in Eukaryota, Viridiplantae, Streptophyta, Magnoliopsida, Poales, Poaceae. The record is from RefSeq and is a predicted model, not a curated record.
AAUAAAAAAGGAGGUAAAAGGAAAAGCACAAGCAGACCACGAAACCACCCGCCGUGCCGCCGGCGAAAAAACGAGACGGGAGAUGGCGCCGAAGGCGGAGGUGCGGCCGCGGCCGCUGCCGCGGCCGCUGAUGGUAGAGGCCAUCACUAGCUGCGUCGAGACGCCGUUUGGGGAGGCCCUCCGCCUACUCAAGCUCGACGUCCUCGGCACCGACGACUCCCCCAUCCCCAUCACCGGUUACUAUACUCCAUGCACACAUCCAAAAGUUUCGGGCUCCUUAAGGCUAUCCCCAGAAUCGUUAGUGCCACCAUCUGCCAAUUCCUUUGGCUCUAGGAACUAUUGUCCAGUCCCAGGGACCCUCAUAAACACGAAUAAUAUUCGGGGUUUCCAAAACCUAGAUGUGGAGUAUCUACUGAGAGAAGAAGCAAAGAAGAUCUUGCAUGACAUUAUGUCUGGUAAAAUAGAAGAGGGUCCUUCUCUGCUACUGAGGUUCCUUGUGAUAUCAUUCGCGGAUCUGAAGAAUUGGAAGAUCUAUUACAGUGUUGCAUUCCCCUCAUUGGUUUUCAAGUCUGAAAUGACUUUGCUCAGCUUGCGCAGUGCCUCACUGGUUCUUAGUCAAGAGAAGGCAAAAUCAUUGUCUAAGUCGCUGAAAGAGUGGCGUAGUUCAAAUGAAACAACAGUUCUUCCUUUUUUUUGGGUCGAUAUGUCCUCGGAUUCUUCUAUUGUUAUAAGGCAACUCAAGGACUGGAAAGAUUGCCAGGACAGUGGCCAAAAGCUCCUAUUUGGAUUUUAUGAUAAUGGUUAUCGUCAAGAUUACCCUGGCUGGGCUCUUAGAAACUACAUUGCAUUCCUGAGUCUGCGGUGGAAAAUGGAGAAGGUUCAGUUCUUAUGCUACCGAGAAAGAGGAUCGGAGCCUGAUCUAGAGAAGUCUCUUAUUGGCGAAGCAUCAUUUCCACCACCUCAUGGCUGGGAUGACUCUGAUUAUGUGCCUGCAGCUAUUGGAUGGGAAGGAGAAAAGCCUGGGGAUGGAAGGAAAGAAAAGAAACUGAAAGAAAUCAAUCUUGAAUCAAUGAGCCCAGAAAGGCGGGAUGAAGAACACCAACUAUUGCACUUGAAGCUUAUGGGAUGGCGGCAGUUCCCUGUUGAUUUGAAGAAGUUAUCUAGCUUUCGAUGUCUUCUGUUGGGUGCAGGAACUCUUGGAUGUGAAGUUUCUCGCUUACUCAUGACCUGGGGUGUACGGAAACUAACUGUGGUUGACGGUGGUCAUGUUUCAAUGUCUGAUGUACUCAAACAAUCACUGUACGUAGAUAAGGAUUGUGGUGUCCCAAGAGCCACUGCAAUAGUUCCACAUCUAAAAGAGAGAUGUCCUGCAGUGGACGUUGAAGCCAUCCAGAUGGAAAUACCAACGCCUGGGAAUCCGGUUUCUACAAGUGUGCUUGAUGAUUGUGAGCGUCUUCAAACAUUAGUAGCUUCUAGUAAUGUGGUCUUCUUGUUGACUGACACAUGGGAGAGCAGAUGGUUUCCAACUCUUUUGUGUGCAAACGAAAACAAGAUGGCCAUCACUGCAGCAUUAGGGUAUGACAGUUACUUUGUCAUGCGACAUGGUGCUGGCCCCGGAACUAGAAGUGGAAGUAUGGAUGACAUGAUUGCUCAGAUACAGAAUUUAUCCGCUGAAGAUGCUCUCGGUCGUCAAAGAUUGGGGUGCUGUUUCUGCAGCGAUACGACUUCCCUUGUCAAUUCAGUCUCUGAUGAAACAGUAGCACUACCUGGGCUGACCUCCAUCGUAUCCGGCAAAACAGUGGAGCUCUUUGCGAGGAUGUUACAUCAUCCAGAGGGGAUACAUGCUCCAGGAGAUAUGGCUGGUAUGGAUACUGAACAUCAGCUUGGUUUAUUGCCACACCAGAUGCGAGGAUCACUCCCGCGGUGUGUUUUAUCAACUGUGAUAAGCAAUUCCUCAAACGAUUGUACUGCGUGUUCCAAUAUUGUACUGUCUGAAUAUAGAAGAGAAGGGUUGAAUUUUGUCAUGCAAGCCAUUAACCAACCAACAUAUUUAAAGGACCUUACAGGCAUUUCUAAUUUGAUAAAGUCGGACACUUGUUUGAAAUUGCCACCCAGCUUCCCUGUAAAUUCUGGGAAGUUAUCUAGUGCUCGAUGUCUACUUUUAGGUGCUGGAACUCUUGGGUGUGAUGUUGCUCGUAUUCUUAUGGAUUAUGGUGUUCGGAAUCUAACAAUUGUUGACAGUGGUUGUGUUGUUGUGUCAAAUUUGGCAAGACAAUCACUUUACACAAAUAUAGACCGCAAGACCCCAAAAGCAAUAGCAAUACUGGAGCAUCUAAAAGAGAGAUGUUCAUCAGUGGAGGCUGAAGGAAUUCAAAUGGAAAUACCGAUGCCAGGGCACCCUGUAUCAUCUAAAGAAGCUGCUGGUGUGCUUAAAGCUUGCGAGCGUCUCCAGGAGUUAGUAGCUACCCAUGAUGCUGUCUUCUUGCUGACUGACACAAGGGAAAGUAGGUGGCUGCCAACUCUUCUCUGUGCGAACGAAAACAAGAUUGCUAUUACUGCAGCCCUAGGAUAUGAUAGCUAUCUUGCCAUGCGCCAUGGAGCUGGUCCAGGAACAGUUGCUGAAGGUUCAGAUAUGGUUGCUGCCAUGAGCAAGCUGUCUGCAGAAGAUGUUCUUGGGCGUCAAAGGCUAGGGUGCUAUUUCUGCAAUGACGUCAUCGCUCCUGUUGAUUCGGUCUCCAACAGAACACUGGACCAACAGUGUACAGUAACACGACCUGGACUGGCCUCCAUAGCAUCUGGCCAUGCUGCGGACCUCUUCACAAGACUGUUGAAUCAUCCAGAUGGGAUACAUGCUCCAGGGGAUAUCGCUGGCACGAACAGUGAGGGUCCGUCUGGUCUAUUGCCACACCAGAUACGAGGAUCAGUAUCGCAGUACAACUUAUUAACCCUGAUGGGCUAUUCCUCGAGCAGCUGUAUCGCAUGUUCCAAUGCGGUAGUGCGUGAAUACAGGAGUAGAGGAUUGGAUUUUGUGAUGCAGGUGAUCAAUGAACCCACCUAUCUGGAAGACCUGACGGGUCUGACCGAGUUGAUGAAAUCGGCGGAUUAUUCUCGAGUCGAGUGGGUAGAUGAAGCUGACGACGACGAGGAGUUUGCCGACAUGUGACUUUAUAUAUCGACCAAAACAGUGUAAAUAUCACUUCAUUCAGAGAUUGAUUGUUAGAGUUGCAUCCUUGAAAAUUGUUUCACACACUUUGUAAAUUCUUCGGAUAUUGAUUCAAACACUUUGUGAACACUUUGCAAUAUGUAAAUCCUUUGGAGAUUGAUUUGA